AUGUUGACUUCUUGGGUUUCUCAGAGAGCAAAGGUUAAUUGGCUGAAGAAUGGGGAGGAGGAUUUGAAAUUUCUUUUUGCAAAAAUUAGAAGCAGAAGGUAUAAAUUGCAAACUGUAGUGAACUUAUCUCUCUCCAACUCUUCUCUGGAGGGAAUUCAAGGUAUUAUUCAUCAUUUUCAGGAUCUUUAUAACCCUACUUUGAUUUCUCCGGAGAGCUGUGGUUUUUUUCCUACUGGAUCCUGGCCAGAUGGUUUUAACUUUCAUUUUUAUAAGACUGGGUGGUUGAUUAUUGGCCCUCUCCUCACUAAAGCAGUGAGCUCCUUCUUUACUAGUGGUUAUAUGCCUACUGGGGUGAAAUCCACUGCUCUUGCUCUUAUUCCUAAGCAUAAGCAUGCUGCUGGCCGAAUUGCUCCCAUCAUGCCUAUUAUCAUUAGCAAAAAUCAAGCUGGUUUUAUUAAAACAAGAGUCUCUACUGAUAACAUUUUAUUAGCCAAAGAGAUUUUAGCAUCCUGUUUUAGAAAUGGCAAAAAGCUUUUUUGUGCUAAGAUUGACAUUCGUAAGGCUUUUGAUACUGUUUCAAGAGAGUUUCUUAUUGCAAGGAUGAUGCAGAAAGGUUUUCCCCUCAGGCUGGUAAAUUGGAUUAAGACUUGUAUUUAUGAUGUUAAUUUCUCUGUCAUUAUCAAGGGGGCACUUGAGGGGUAUUUUCCUUCCUCGGUAGGUUUGAGGCAAGGCUGCCCCCUCAGUCCCCUUUUAUUUUGCAUUGUCAUGGAUGCUCUGUCAUCUUCUUUGGAUGCUGGAGGUUUCAAGGGGUAUACUCAUGGUGAUUUUAACAUUACUCACCUGUUGUACGCUGAUGAUGUUAUAAUUUUUGGUGAAGCCAACGUUAGGAAUGCUUUCAUGCUUUCUGAUAUUCUAAAGGCAUUUUCCCACUCAACCGGUUUGCACAUUAAUUUGGAUAAAUGUAGCAUAAUGUUUACCAAGAAUGUUAGUAGUCAGAAAGAAAUUUGUGAUGCUCUCUCUAUCUCCAACAUUUGCUCUAAGAUAACUUACCUGGGAAUUCCUCUUUCUUUUUGCACUCUGAAGGUGUCUGACUUUCUGCCUUUAAUGGAUUCCAUCUGUUAUAAGAUGUCGGGUUGGAAGGCUAACCUUCUCUCCUUUGCUGGAAGGUUACAGUUUUUAAAAUUUACGAUUCUGAAUUCUAUUGCAUACUGGAUAAGAGGAUCAAUUAUACCUAAAACUCUUAUUAAGUUUCUGAACAAAUACUCCUCAAAAUUUUUGUUAUUUGGAGAACCGGUUGGUAGCAAAAAGAUGCACAUGAUUUCUUGGGGGAAUAUCUGUAAAUCAUUGUCUUGUGGGGGUUUAGGUAUUCCCUCAUUUAACGCUAUCAUGUUUUCCUUUAACUGUGCUGUUAUUUCGAGAAUGUAUAAUACUUGCUCUAACUUGUCUAUUUGGCUGAGAAGAAAAUACAUCUCCCCUUGGAGACCUCCCUCCUCUCAAGACUCUAAGUUUUGGAAAAGUAUCUGUAAGACGGCUGUUAUUGCAAAACAUUUUUUCAAAUUUAGGAUUCAUGACUUGGCUCCAAUUUCUAUCUAUUGGGACCAUUGGGUUAAUGGCUCCACCUUGUCUGACAUUAAUCAUGGGGAAACUUUACUAAAUGCUGUGAAUUGGGAUGCUAAUAUAAGUUCUAUCAUUUCUGGGAGCUCCUGGGAUCUUCCUAGGAAUUUACACACCUCUAUAUUGGACAUUGUAUCAGCAUUAAGUAUCAGUAUAAAUUCUGAUAUAUGUCUUCUUUGGGAUUAUGUUGACUCUGGAUCUUUUAGAGCUUACAUGGAUGGUUAUUAUCAGCAGGAAACCACCCGUGCUUGGGCACAUCUGAUAUGGCAUAAUAAGUGUGCAUUGAGAUACUCUGUUUUCUCUUGGUUGGCUGUGAUGGGAGGGCUAAAAACCGCUGACGCGUUAAUUAAAAGGAAUAUUUGUGUUCCAUCCACUUGUGGGUUAUGUCAUUGUUUUCCUGAAUCUACUUCCCACCUGUUUUUUGAAUGCUCUUACUCAUACGCUGUUAUCACCCGUCUUCUGCCUUUAUCUAAUGGCUUGUUGAUCAGACCGUCACUGCUGCACUUACUGGAAUGGAUUGGUGAAUAUUACUCUUCUAAUGGUCAGCUAAAAGAAUUUUAUCUGCUUAUUUCUAAUGCCUGCACCUACUUUAUUUGGAAAGAACGUAACAAUAGGAGAUUUGGGAAUGUUAGCAACAGCUCCAUUACUACUGCUCUUCUUAUUAACAAAGCGAUUCAUGUGAAAAUUAAAAAAAUGGAAGAAUUACUACAGACUGCUGGAAUUUCUCUAAUUAUGGGCAAUUCGGAUCUUGCUAUAUGUGUUAAUAUCAGUUGCUGGGGGCAUGCUUAUUGCCUGCGGGUAUUUUUGGCCUUAGACAAUGAUGUACCCAUUUCUCUUGAUCUUUUGCUUAUUCGAAAUUUUCAGGUAUCUGACGCUGUUGAUCGCAGCUUAUUGAGCUGGCACUGCAACUCGCCUGCGCAAGCUUCUAACAACUGUAAAUGCGACGGAGGCGGCGGUCCCGGCGACCAUUUAUCCUGCUCAGAUAGUGAUAAUGGAGUUGAAGAUGAAGAAGGGAUGCCCCUCCUGGGAGCUUCGAAGCCUGCUUUCUUAUGCUCAUUACCAGCAGAUCAGCAUUCAAAUCAGCGAAGCAGAGAAGAUGGUUUCCGGCUUUCCGCUGCGCUUCUUUAUUUUUUCCAGCUAUACUUAAGAUUGCUUGGGAAAAGUGUGGAAGAUGGGAAUUUAUGUGCGGUCGCUGUGAUGAUCUUGGAGUUUUGCAGAUCUACCGAGAUCGUCCGAGCGUGGGAGCAGGAAUGGAGAUUGACCGAGACUGUCAGUUCGAAUUCUUUCACUAUGAAUGCCUGGGGCGUCACAUUACUGUUCAUCUUCCUCUUUGCUCUGCUUGUGUUAUCAGCUAGGUUGCAGGUUGUGUUUCAUCUUGGUAUCGGAGCCUGA
Dendrobium catenatum is the source of this 3006-nucleotide messenger RNA. RefSeq lists its product as uncharacterized. Lineage: Eukaryota; Viridiplantae; Streptophyta; Magnoliopsida; Asparagales; Orchidaceae. The record is from RefSeq and is a predicted model, not a curated record. The coding region runs from base 1 to 3006 and encodes 1001 amino acids. The transcript is spliced from 8 exons.